Brassica napus (rape) is the source of this 411-nucleotide messenger RNA. RefSeq names its product 60S ribosomal protein L7a-1-like. The transcript has 4 exons. NCBI's taxonomy places the organism in Eukaryota, Viridiplantae, Streptophyta, Magnoliopsida, Brassicales, Brassicaceae. The coding region runs from base 1 to 411 and encodes 136 amino acids. The record is from RefSeq and is a predicted model, not a curated record.
AUGGUAAAAAAGAGAGGAAAGUCCUCACGUGCGAUUAAGCAUCAGAUGAGUGAUGUUGUGCCACCGUGCAAACAGGCAAAAGCUCAUGUGCAGAGGCUGAAGGUCCCACCUGCACUCAAUAAGCUCACUAAGACCCUUGACAAGAACCAACUUCUCUGUGCAAGAUUCUCCUCAAGUAUAGGCCUGAAGACUGGGCAGCCAAAGAAUGUACGUCUUCUCAAGAAGGCUCAGUCUGAAGCCGAGGGAAAGCCUCUUCAGUCCAAGAAGCCAAUUGUUUUGAAGUAUGAUUUUAACCAUAACAAGGUAGUUGUGAUUGCUCAUGAUGUGGACCCAAUUGAGUUGGUUGUCUGGUUGCCAGCAUUGUGCAGGAAAAUGGAAGUUCCUUACUGCAUUAUCAAAGGAAAAUUAUGA